Molecule: messenger RNA, 1018 nt
Organism: Mytilinidion resinicola
Lineage: Eukaryota; Fungi; Ascomycota; Dothideomycetes; Mytilinidiales; Mytilinidiaceae
Product: ClpP/crotonase
Exons: 1
Coding region: 26-985 (319 amino acids)
Biological process (GO): fatty acid beta-oxidation
Molecular function (GO): enoyl-CoA hydratase activity
Source: RefSeq, a predicted model, not a curated record
GUCUCCACGUUCCAUCUUUUGCAUCAUGUUCAAAACAACCCUCUUUCAGCUUUUCAGUGCGGCCAUCUCUGUCAGCGCACUCUCAUCUUCCAUACCAUGGGAAAAAAAUGGCACAUUUGGCCACGAAACCCUUUCCAUUACUCGCAAGAAUAACGGAAGCAUUCUCCGCCUCAACAUCCAGAACGGACCCAUCAAUCUGUAUGACGCCAAACUGGGCACAGACAUGACCACUCUCCUUAACAGCCUCAUUCCCUCCAACAUUCCCUCGAAUGCCAAAUAUCCACCUCCAAAAGUGAUAGUCUUCUCCUCCGACAACCCCGACUUCUGGAUGGGUCAUUAUGACCUUGAACUUUUGAUCCCCGGCAGAACGAACUUGACUACGGACGAAACCAAUGCCCUUUUCGCUAACGCCGUCGCAACAGCCCGCCUCCUCUCCACACUCCCUACGAUUUUCAUCGCCGAGAUCAACGGCCAUGCUACGGGAUCUGGCAACGAAUUUCUCGUCCAAUGCGACAUGGCCUUCGCAGGCCCAAACGCCGUUGUUGGUUCUAUGGAAGUUGCAGUCGGGGGUCUGCAAGGCAACGGUGGGAUCCAGUUCUUAGUGCGCAAAUUGGGCAUGGCGAAGGCUGCUGAGUACCUCCUAGCCGCCACCAGCAUCGGAGCACAGGAAGCGGCGGACAUGGGCUGGGUUAAUCGUGCUUACGGCUCUGCGAAAGAGUUGCGGAAGGCUGUUGAUGCUCUUACUUAUCGACUUUCCAUCUUGCCCGCUGGGGCGCUGAAUGGGACGAAGACGGCUAUACGAGCCUUCGGCCCAAAUGUCGGGCAGAGUGAUGCAGAUGUUGCGACUAUUCUGCGACUGUUUCCUGAAGAAAUCCCUCUUUUGCCGAGGUUUUUGGAGUUGACGGAUAAUCAGACGGCUAAUGCGUUUGAGCUGGGAGCAUUGAGAGAUAUCAGGGAUGUUGAGAAGGCUGAGGGGUUGGUCUGAGGAGUUACGAAAAGCUGCAUUGGGAGAUUAUAG